This is a messenger RNA of Didymodactylos carnosus, 1362 nucleotides long. Lineage: Eukaryota; Metazoa; Rotifera; Eurotatoria; Philodinida; Philodinidae. The record is from the annotation of a GenBank genome assembly.
AUGCAAGAUAGAUCGACGCGGACGCGAAAAAAGAAAAAAUGUUGUCCAUGCUGUGUAGAUGGCAAUAACAGAAGAUUUGGGUAUAUUCCCGCAUUUAUAAUACUAAUAUUUAGUGUUAUUUAUCAUUUUUCUGGUCAAACAGACACCUAUGAAAACGCAUUAUGGGAAACAUUUACGCGCACACUUGAUCCAUGUGCCGCUGCAGACGAUGAAGGUGUAACACAUCGAAUUGUAUCUGGAAUUGUGAUACUUUGUGGACUUGUUAUUGUUGCAAUAUUAAUUGGUGCAAUAGUCACUUUUAUGGAAACGAAACUAGGCGAAUUAAGAAAAGGACGAACAACAGUUGUUGAAAACAAUCAUACAAUUAUUUUAGGAUGGUCACCAUUAAUAUUUGAUAUUAUUAAAGAAUUAGUUAUCGCUAAUGAAAGUCAACGUAAUCCAUCAGUUGUCAUUUUAGCCGAGAAAGAGCGUGAGGAAAUGCAAGAUAUAAUUAAAGAUAAAGUAAAUAAUUGCAAAAAUACAAGAAUUAUUUGUCGAAGUGGGAAUCCGAUGUUGGUAUGUAAAAAGCAAAUGCUUAUCUUAAAUUUGCAAUAGCUGCACUUUUCUCACACAACUGAAAUUUAAUUAAAAACAAAAUCAAAAUAAUAUAAAAAUGAGGAAUAGUUUUUACUUUUCUCGUCGCUGUACCUCCUUGUUUGGGUAUAUAGUUGUGAUCGUUUGGUGUAGUUCAAGCAACUUUGGCCCGAUUCGGGCAUUUUUCCUCACAGCUGGUAUUCUAACUCUGAUUUCUCAGGUGCACAUGCCAAAUUUGCUCUCAAUUCAAUGAUGUUUGCAACUAAUACCUUUCUAAACUGAAAUAGACGUCAGCGGAAAAAUUGUUUCAUCAAAACAAAACAGUCGUACAUGUCUUGAUGCAGUUCUCCGCGUAUAUUACUCAUUCAAUCUUACACUUUUUGGGAUAAAGAUGAACUGAAUUUUGACAUAAAAAAUCAGAAGUUAUUGAACACUCCGCAGCGAGGUACAACAGUAACAACGCAUGAUCUGUAUAUAUAGUAUGGGUAGAAUACAUUUGUGAAUCUCUUAGGACCAUUACAUCAGCAGGAAAGUGGUAAUUCAUUGCCCGCAGAUGGAAAAAGAUCUUGAAUCGCUUUCCAAUCUACUGGCAAAUUUCGUUGUAGUAGUUAAGUCAAUAUUUUUACCUUGUUACUUUGCUGCGGGUGCUGGAACGUCGACUUAGAUCUCGUUGGGACCCCCUCCAUUUUUUGGAUCCGGUGGCUCCGUUGGAGGUUUCACGGUAUAUUACGCUAUAUUCAGCUGUAGACAUCAAACACACUGCGUUCACUUUUCUUUCCUUUGAUCUUA